AUGUUGCUCUCAACGCAAGUCAAGACACAUACCAGACAACAACAUCUCAACAACCUCCUCGCCCGCCAACUACCAGCAUGCACAUCUCCAGAGUACAGGCAAGAACACUUCAAGAUCCUCUGCAUGCUCCGUCUCCUCAGCGACAUGCACCCCAAGGACGCUCGAGCAUUGUGGAUGAUCAACCUCUUGAGUGAAGCAUUAGAAAAACUCCACUCCCUCGACGACCCCACCUCAUCCCCCACAGACUCCUUCCGCAAAGACAAUGGCCGCUGGACGGAAGUAUUGGUACGGCGAAUGAUGGCCGAGCUUCUGUGGGAGCACGCUGGUACCGUUGAGUCGCACGACAUUUACGAAACACUCAAGGAGGGUCGCACCAAGGCCGCGUCAGUCAGACUGCACGAGCAAGUGCGUCGGUCGUGGGAAGCAAUCACUGGUGCGGAUCUCUCCACCGAAUUCAGCAUCCAGGUAUGA
Messenger RNA from Fulvia fulva, 471 nucleotides. RefSeq lists its product as uncharacterized. The record is from RefSeq and is a predicted model, not a curated record. The coding region runs from base 1 to 471 and encodes 156 amino acids. Lineage: Eukaryota; Fungi; Ascomycota; Dothideomycetes; Mycosphaerellales; Mycosphaerellaceae. The transcript has 2 exons.